AUGCGUGAAACCAGGGCGCUGUUCGUUCUGCGAUUUGCUAACAUAGCCCCCCCUCCUUGUGUACUCAUUGUUGAUAUCUUCGGCUCCGAAUGUUUGUCCUGGCAGAAGAGCUCCGCAUGCUUAAGUAUAUUUACGGUCGCUUCCAACGCUUGGUUUUUCUCCUUGCUUUGUACUCUCCCAUCCUGGAUCGACAAGUGCAAGGCCAGUUCGUGGAUCAGCAAGAACCCUUCCAAAUCCCAGGUUGCAGUCCAGUUCGUCCCCAAAGACGUGGUGGAUCCCAUGCUGAACCGCAACACCAGGCUAUCAAGAGUACAUCGGCCUGGCGAUGGGGAUGCGAAAAAGCGACGGAUACUGCUGAACACGUGGGAACAACUCCAGCACAGAGGCCUUCGAUCACUGAGAGAUGAGAAUUUAUUGGGCGGGAUGCUAAAAGUUCCCGUGUAUGCCAUUGGACCCUUGGUGAGGCCAUCAGAACCACCGACAAGUUCAACCAUGGAGUUGCUGGGGUGGCUGGACCAGCAACCCAGUGAAUCAGUGGUUUUACGUGUCGUUUGGCAGCGGUGGAACGCUGUCGUACGAGCAGACCGCAGAGGUGGCUUGGGGUAUGGAGUUAAGCCAACUGAGAUUCAUCUGGAAGGGUUCGCGGGUAGGACCCACAAAGUGGGGAAAUUAGUUGCCCACUGGGCAGCCCAAGUGAGCAUUUUGAGGCAUCCAUCGGUGGGGGAUUUUUGUCGCAUUGUGGUGGAGCUCCGCUCUGGAGAGCAUCACGAACGGCGUGCCGAUGAUCUGCUGGCCGUUAUAUACGCGGAGCAGAGGAUGAAUGCGACGCUGCUGGCGGAGGAAUUGGGGGUCGGGGUGAGGCCGAAGGUGUUGCCGGCGGAGAAGGUUGUGGGAAGGGAGGAGUGGCGAGGAUGUUUGAGAGACAUCAUGGAGGUGAGACCCAACCCCGUAAGGGACAGAGCCAGAGAAUUGAAGGAGAGUGCAGCCAUGGCUGUGAAGAGAGGCGGCUCGUCCUACACAACGCCCUUGACCUCAUCGCUAAACAAUGCAGGGCAACCUGACAUCAUCUCCCGCCAAUCAAUUUGGGCUUUUAUUUAA
Molecule: messenger RNA, 1098 nt
Organism: Prosopis cineraria
Lineage: Eukaryota; Viridiplantae; Streptophyta; Magnoliopsida; Fabales; Fabaceae
Product: anthocyanidin 3-O-glucosyltransferase 5-like
Exons: 2
Coding region: 1-1098 (365 amino acids)
Source: RefSeq, a predicted model, not a curated record